AUGAAUGAAUACAUUUUAAUACAUACAUUUAUAUAAACGAUAUUAAUUAGUAAUUCAGGAUCCUCAAAUAAUGAAGAUUUUUAUCAUGUAGGAAAAACUUGUAUUAAAGAACUGAUCAAACUAAAUUUAUCUUAAAAUAUUAACAGUUAAAACUGCUUUCUGCAAUUUUAUUACAUAUUUGUAUUUGUCAAAAUAGAGGAGGAGGAGGAUAAAAGAUAUUUUUACUUUAAAUUUGCUUUAAUAUUUAUUUUUCAUAAAAAAAGAAUUUUCUUUAUUAGAUCUAAGAAAACUCAAAUAUUUUAAAGAUAAAUUACACAAAAAAGUAAGAAAAUAUUGAAAUAUAUUUAGAAACAGAAAUUAUGUAUCAGUUCAAUUAAAAUAUUGAAGAUUUUUGACUUGCGUAAUGCUACUCCUGCUACAUUAUCUCGUGCUGGUGUUCUCUUUAUUAAUUAAAUUGAUAUUGAUUGGGAGAAAAAAAAAAGAAAAUCAAUUAAGCUAUUUAUGUUAUUUAAUCAAAAAUGUAUUAGAAUUCAUGUGAGUAAUGCGAAAUUCAAAUAAAAACUAGUUUAUAUAUUAUUUUAUUAUAUUAAAAAAUAAGGGAAUUUUUAAUUGGAGAAUUUUAAAUAAAAUAAUUUUUAGCAAUUUUAAAAUGUUAUUAAUUAACUCUUACUUUACAAAAAUAAUCAAUAUUAGUUUUAAAUAAAGUAAAUUUUAUAAUAAAGUUAAUUUACGAAUAGAUAACAAUAUAGAUAGAUAUAAAUAACACAAUAAUUUUGUUAUGCUUUAACUAUUGCUUAAAUAUCAUAUUAAUGA
This is a messenger RNA of Tetrahymena thermophila SB210, 813 nucleotides long. RefSeq lists its product as hypothetical. Lineage: Eukaryota; Ciliophora; Oligohymenophorea; Hymenostomatida; Tetrahymenidae. The transcript has a single exon. The record is from RefSeq and is a predicted model, not a curated record.